Molecule: messenger RNA, 676 nt
Organism: Paramecium sonneborni
Lineage: Eukaryota; Ciliophora; Oligohymenophorea; Peniculida; Parameciidae
Source: the annotation of a GenBank genome assembly
AUGGGUGUUUCAAUUUGUCAAUAAUCAUGUUCUAUUAAUAAUCAUGGUGUGACUAAAUAAUAGUUAGAACUUUUACCUUUAAAUUUAGAUUCUAAAUGUAAUAAAUGUUAAAUCCAGCUUGUAGCAAAUUAGCUCAAAAUCAAAAUUUAAGAAGCUACUAAAAUUUGUUGUAUUUUACCAGAUGAUCCUGUGAGUAACAGAAUUUCUUUAAUUAGGUUCAAGCAGAGAAUAAUCUAGUAUAUAUGAUAGACCAGAAGCUUAGACUCCUUAUUUACCUUAUUCUAAUUAAGAAAGCAAAUAAUAAUCUAACUAAUAUAUUCAAUUAUUUGGUAAAGAUUUUACAUAAUCAAUUAAAAUUUAAUCAUAAUUAGUGAGUUCUAAUAAUGAAGAUAUAUUAUAAUGUAUAUGUAUCAAAAUUUAGAAUAGAAUUUUAGUAAUAAUAAUCUGGUUAAUCUUAUCCUAGAUUUUGUAAUGAAGAAAACAAAUAAUAAAUAUAUAGUUUAUAAGUUGUUGAGGAUAAUGUAAACUUUCAUUUUCAUUCAAGCUUGAUGAUUAUUUACAUUUCGAUUGGAAAAAUUCAAAAUUUUAACUAAUUAGUAUUAAUGAACAAAAUUUAUUAACAAAAUCAAAUCCUACAAUACCUACAAAAAAAUAAAUUAGAAAGUAAUUAUAAUGA